Molecule: messenger RNA, 867 nt
Organism: Cuculus canorus (common cuckoo)
Lineage: Eukaryota; Metazoa; Chordata; Aves; Cuculiformes; Cuculidae
Product: pre-mRNA-splicing factor ATP-dependent RNA helicase PRP16-like
Exons: 5
Coding region: 380-814 (144 amino acids)
Source: RefSeq, a predicted model, not a curated record
UGAGUAGCGCUACACACUCUAUGGUAGCUGUCCCUCCCGCAGGCCCGGCCCGCACCAUAGACGCGGCGGGCAGGGCUAGAGCGGCACCUCUCGCGGAGCACUGUGGGGCGGCCAUGGCGGCGCUCGGUUAGAGGGCUGCCGGCCGCUGAGUCCAACCGCGAAGCGGCGCCGAACCCGCGCUCCCCCGCGGGCCCCAAAGCCGCCCCGCCCCGCGAGGGCCGGUAGCGUCCGGUAGCCAUGGCCGAGGCGGGCGAGGAGGUGCUGGGAAGGACUGGGAAGAGGGCCGGGACGAGGCGGGCGGCCCCGAGGAGGAGGAAGAGGAGAAGGAGCGCGAUGGGAGCAGCCGCAGGGACAGCAAGCUGACCGGGACUGGUACACGAUGGAUGAAGGCUAUGACGAGUUUCACAACCCCUUGGCCUAUUCCUCUGAGGAGUACGUGAAGAAACGGGAACAGCACUUGCACAAGCGGAGGCAGAAGCGCAUCUCGGCACAGCGGUGGCAGAUCAAUGAGGAAUACAUGCAGUGUGUCACUGCCGUGGAUGGAGAGUGGCUGGCAGAGCUGGGCCUCAUGUUCUACAGUAUCAAACAUGCUGGCAAGUCACGCCAGGAGAACCGCCGCCGUGCCAAGGAGGAAGUGUCUGCCAUGGAGGAAGAGAUGGCUUUGGCUGAGGAGCAACUGCGUGCGCGCCGCGAGGAGCAGGAGCGCCGUAACCCAAUGGGCAGUUCAAGAUCCACUAAAAUCUACACUCCUGGGCGGAAGGAGCAGGGGGAACCCCUGACGCCGCGACACACCCCAGCCCGCUUUGGCCUCUGAGAAGGCAGAGCCCAUUCCUUUGAGGCAUAAAGACUCCAGGAGCAGCUGAGUCU